This is a messenger RNA of Pseudozyma flocculosa PF-1, 567 nucleotides long. RefSeq lists its product as uncharacterized. Lineage: Eukaryota; Fungi; Basidiomycota; Ustilaginomycetes; Ustilaginales; Ustilaginaceae. Bases 1 to 567 code for a protein of 188 amino acids. The transcript is spliced from 4 exons. The record is from RefSeq and is a predicted model, not a curated record.
AUGGUCCCAGCUCCGGUUGCUCUAGCGGGGGCCAGUAGUGGUGGCAGCGCUGCCGCCUCGCCCUUUGCCCUGAUGGCCUUGUCCGCCCGCGCAGACGCUGCCAACGAGCGGCCGCGCAUGUCGAUUGCGAUGGACGCGAGAGGCGACUUCAAUGGCUCUUGCACCGCAUCACAGGCCAGCACCAUAUCUCCAGAGACGCCGAUGGGCUCCUGCGCCUCAUACUUCGCCGACGUCACAGACUACUGCUGCGCAGCCGUUGGAGGCAUCUACGAUGCGAGCUUCAGCGUGCCCAACGCCUCAGCCGAAAUGGCAGCGGCGCUCGACCACCCCAUCUGCCGGACCUCAAACUACGCGGACAUGUUUUCCUGCUACCAGUUUGUCACCGAGGCGCACUGCUCGGGCACGACGCCGGUGCCCUACGGUGUUUGCAGCCGCAACGGCAAAGAUACGAGCAACGCAGCGAGAGCCACAUCGUCGGCUUCGCGGAUAGGCACCGGCGGCCCUGCAAGAUGGGCGAGCUUCGCGCUCGUCGUGCUCCUCACCGCUCCCCUGUCGCUCCUGGUGUGA